This is a messenger RNA of Monopterus albus (swamp eel), 700 nucleotides long. RefSeq names its product eukaryotic translation initiation factor 4E-binding protein 1-like. NCBI's taxonomy places the organism in Eukaryota, Metazoa, Chordata, Actinopteri, Synbranchiformes, Synbranchidae. The transcript has 3 exons. The record is from RefSeq and is a predicted model, not a curated record. Gene Ontology annotation, biological process: negative regulation of translational initiation. Gene Ontology annotation, cellular component: cytoplasm. The coding region runs from base 143 to 505 and encodes 120 amino acids. Gene Ontology annotation, molecular function: eukaryotic initiation factor 4E binding.
AGUCCCAAGAUUGUUUUGGAUUCGCGCAGACCACGUGGCGGCACAUAGAAAGCUUUCGUGGUUUGGCCUUGGUGACCUCCGCGCUGAAAGCAACACGUCAAGCAAAACUGCUUCUCAUCGGUUGACCGAGGUGUUAUGAGAGAUGUCAGCGAGAGGUCAGGCCACCAGUAGCCGGGAAAUCCCUGCCAUUAGACGGGUCGCUAUCCACGAUGCUGCUCACAUGCCCCAGUUCUACUCCUCGACUCCCGGGGGGACUCUGUUCAGCACCACCCCAGGAGGUACCAGAAUCAUCUAUGACAGGAAGUUCCUCCUGCAGUGUCGGACGUCUCCUCUGACUCGUACACCUCCCAGCCUGCCCGACAUCCCAGGAGUUACCACUUCACUCAAACCCAGUGACCCCAGUAACACAAAUCAACCCGAACAGACAUCUAACAAUACCCAUGACCACAGCCUGUCUACAGAAGAGAACGCAGGAGAAGAUGACCAGUUUGAGAUGGACAUCUGAAGAUAGCUACAAGGAUAAAAAUAAUUCCUAACAUUUUCAUACUUUUUUGUUUACUGGAAUUAAAAAAUAUAUUGCUAUUGGCAAUAUUGUACUCUUCUCUACACUAUCUGAUGCAUAAAAGUGUUUUUUUCACUUUGAUGUUACUUGACUUUCUUAUGAACUGUGACACACUUGACAAUUAAGUCCAAGUUUUGA